AUGAUAUCUUUUCAUUCAAGAACUAUGAGAGGGUUUGGAUCUUCUGACGAGCUCAAACAAUUUUUGCUUUCCGCGCCCACCAUCGAGCAAAUCCUUUCAUUUUCAACAAUUGAAGAAGAAGUCCAAUCCAAUAACCAAAGUUUAAUGAGCUAGUAAUUUCUAUUUAGUCUCUCAAAUGAUCACAUCAGAUAUCUAAUUACAUUAAUAACAGAAGAACCUCUAGACGACUCAAAUAGAGACCGUGCUUACAAGUUUCCUCUUAUAGCCAGCCUUUUCUUUGGCACAGACCAACUCACAGUUUUAGAUUUUUUUUACGAAGACAAAACACUCCUAGAUUUGCUUUUUAAUUUCCUCAACAAAGAAGAAGACCUCAACUUUCUGCUUGCUGGGUAUUUCGCUAAAGCUUUUGACUCACUUAUAAGCAGAGAUUGUGACGCUCUUUUACAAUAUGUGUUUACUAAUAGUUUUCAUACAAAAAUGUUGAAACAUCUUUAUAGCCAAUCUAUAGCUGAUGUCAUUUUUAAAACUGUGGCCGCUUAUAACUGUGAGGAAGAUUAUCUGUCUGAAAGGCUUGGAAUUUUGGAAGAGCUUAUAAAUAGCUUGUCAAAUACAAAUCCAGCUGUAGCCAUGAAUGUAGAGUACGUUAUGGAAAAAGUUAUAAAUGAUAAGUCAAUUAACUUGUAUGUGGCUUUAUAUGAGUAUUUAUCAAGCGAAGCUAUAACUGAAAAAAUUUUUAGAAAUUUGGAAAAUGAGUAUACCUGGAUCGCGAGAUCUUCAGCAAAAAUUUUAAAAAAUUUACUUAAGCAGUAUCUUGAAGAAAUAAAAGACUCUGGAGAAGAUGUCCCUGAUAUCGUUGGGAUAUUUGAGAAAAAUUUGGAAUUUAUGAAAAACACACUUGAAAAGCCAAAAGAUAAAAAAAUAAGCUCACAAUUUUGUAGAGAAAUCGAGGCGUAUUCAGAGGAAAAAAUAAUUGUAAUUGAUAUACUCACAAUAUUAUGCACAGUUGAAAAUUAUUCAUUAUGAAAGACCAUUGUCAGCUUGAAAUUUAUUGAGACGAUAACUGCUCAUUUUAAGACAUAUAUAUGGAACUCUACAUUACACACUGCCUAUUUGAAUUUAUUAUAUGCAAUUUUGACAGGCGAGUCAGAAGAAUUAAUUCAAGAUAUAUUUAACGCUAAAAUACCUGACAUGGUUUUAGACCAAGCAAUAGUGCCAGAUGAAGAAAUAGAUGGGAUUAGUAUAAGAAAAGGGCAUAUAGGGCACAUCUAUAAAAUAGCGAAUCUAUUAAAGACUGCCAGAGAGAGUCAAACAGUUAUUUUAAAUUUUUUUAACCAUGUUGAAGGCUGGUAUGAGUUUGAGUCACAUGUUUUAAGUAUCUACAAUGAAAUUGAGUCAGUGCCACUUGGCAAUAGAAAGAGCAGCGCUGCACCAAAUUCUGCAGUAAGAAUUAUAUAGAAUGAUAUUGAUAUUUUGCAGGAUUUAACACAAGGAAUAGCUUUUGAUAUGCCUUCGUAUGGUUAACGUAGCUUUUUAAAUCAAAAUCCUUUUGAUAUUAAAGAAGUUGAUGACCCAAUGAUUAUAAAUCAACUAGAAGAACAAGGGGAGAUAAAGAGUAGCAAUAUAUUUAUGGAAACAAUUCCAAAGGAUAAUACUUUUGCGAAGCUUAUGGAGACAGAGUUUAUGGACAACAAUUUCUGGAAAAUCAGUAAAAUUGUAGAUGAGGUUCCAGAAUUAGGAUAA
Molecule: messenger RNA, 1740 nt
Organism: Blepharisma stoltei
Lineage: Eukaryota; Ciliophora; Heterotrichea; Heterotrichida; Blepharismidae
Source: the annotation of a GenBank genome assembly